CUCGAGGUUACCGGAAGUUGUUUCAGCUGCCAUGUUUGGUUGCUUUGUUGUAGGCUUCUACUAGAUUUCCUACAGAAUUAGUAAGUGUGGAAAUGGAGCCGAGCUGGAGUACGUUUCUUUUUCAACAGGCCAAUGAAGCCCUCCACCACCAGCACCAGGUGGCCCAGAAUAGCCUGCUGCCACUUCUUAAUGCUGGAUCUGAACAAAUUGAUCAGAAGCCUGUCCUGCCAAUCCAAAUAGACCAUAAACCACCCACCAGUGCUGCUGAUCUCCUUAAAGACAAUGUGGCCAGCGGAGGAGGUCCACGGCCACCAGUGCCUGUGAUAAAGAAGGAACAUAAAGGCAAAACGCCUUUCGUCUGUGGCUACUGUAACAAGGCCUUCCGCGACAGCUACCACCUGCGACGCCAUGAGUCCAGCCACACUGGUAUCAAGAUGGUCUCACGUCCGAAGAAGACGGCCCAAACAGCCCCCACCAUGGUGCCCAUGAUCGGUACCAUGCCGCGGGAGAACAACGGCAACUCGUCCUACAUCUCCACGGUAGCGGGCCUCCUCUCCACGGCAACCACCUCCGUUUCCUCAGGCACAAGCAUCAUGACGUCGUCUGUAAUGGGCAACAUGCCGCAACAGAAUGUCCCCAAGAAACCCGCCAAACCUGUCAAGAAAAACCACGGCUGCGAGAUGUGUGGCAAAGCCUUCCGUGACGUCUACCACCUGAAUCGUCACAAGCUGUCCCAUUCUGACGAGAAGCCCUUCGAGUGCCCAAUCUGCCAGCAACGCUUUAAGAGGAAGGAUCGGAUGACCUACCAUGUUCGCUCUCAUGAUGGGGGAGUCCACAAGCCCUAUGUUUGUUCUGUGUGUGGGAAAGGCUUUUCCAGGCCAGACCACUUGAGCUGCCAUGUGAAGCAUGUGCAUUCCUCCGAAAGACCGUUUAAAUGUCAAGUAACGGCCUGUACCUCUGCUUUCGCCACCAAAGACAGACUCCGUUCCCACAUGAUCCGACACGAGGGCAAGGUCACCUGCAGCAUCUGUGGGAAGAUGCUCAGCGCAGCCUACAUCACCAGUCAUUUGAAGACUCACGGACAGACCAACUUUAACUCCUGUAACAAAGAUGGCAAUGAUGUCUGCAAUUCUGCCUCUGUUACACCUGUGACCAUCUCUGCGCCCAUCACCUCGGCGAUGAACCGGGUCAACUUAAACAACAACCACCCCGUCACCAUAGCCGCGCAAAUGAACAUUAGCACCAACACGGUCAACAUCACAUCUCCAAUCAGCCUCCAGCACCCAGUGACCAUCACCGGGCCCGUCAACAUCGCCUCUGUGAACAUCCCCGCCACCGCGCCCAUGAAUAUCGCCCACCCGGUCGCGAUCACCACCCAGAUGCCAAUGAAUAUAGCCGGCCCGCUCAACAUCGCCAUGAGGCCAGUGGAUAGCAUGCCUUUUCUGUCCCAAGUCUUGCCUUCUUCCCCUCCCUGGUAAGAAGAAGGAGAGACUGGGUUGAACUGGCCAGAGAGGAAGGGGAAGUGAAGUGAAGUGAAACAAGAGACUCCUGUCUUCAUAUUUGCACCUCAAGCCCAGCUCUUCCUCCCCUUAGACGAUGUUCACCUCACCAAGCCUUGAAGUGAGCAUUUACGAGAGCUGUGCGGCCGGUAGGAGCUCCAUAAGUUGUGUCCCGACUAGGGUUAAGUGACUGGUAUGCGACACAGGACACUUGAGUAGGAUUUGAGUAGGAUUUAUCAUGAAAUCAGGACAGCCGUAAGACUUAGUGUAGUCAGUUAGAAUGAUGAAACUGUGAUUUGUAUCAUGACGAACCAGAGGGGAGGAUUCCUCAAGCACCCUUAAGGACUCCAGUAGGAAAAACACACCUGUGCUUUUGUAAAAGGGAGAUGUGAAAUGAACUGAAGCAAUAACCCCAAAUUGCUGUUUUCGAUGUUUUGCAAGUUCUCUCCCAAAGCCUCUGGGUGUUACUUUGUAUGUUGUUUUUUUUGUUUUGUUUUGUUUUUUUUUUUUUGUUUGUUUUUUUUGUUUUUUUUUUAAACUAUAGCCUGCUAAUCACUAUUUAAUGUCAUAGGAAAUGAGUCUAGUAAAAGGGACAGCAGCUUCCACUUGCAUGGAAGAAUAUUUUUUCACAAUGCUUUAGUGCUUUUUUUCCUUUCUUCUCAGAUAGUAGGUAUGCUCUUGAGGUACAGUGACUAACUUGUACAGUUGACAUAGUAAUGUAUUUUCACGUCAGCAUUUUUCAAUUUUGGUUUCGUGACUCAAGCGGAUAUCUCGACACUGUCCUCUUGAUUAUGAAAUAUUAGUACUUUGUUUUCUGUUUGUAUGGAAACACAAAGGUUUGCGUUUGUUUUUAUUAUCGUUAGUGUUGAUUUUUCCAUGAAGUCAGAAUGGAAUGAGUCUUGCACUGAAAGCAUAUCCUACACAAAGGUGAGCAGCAGUAUUAUCAAAGAUCAAAUUGGAGUCUUAAGUGUUUCGGUUAGCCAGCCUACACUUGAGGGCCAUCUAGUGGCUGGACACAGGAAGGCAGUGGCCUUGUAGUGAAGCUUGUUCAGGCUGUUGCCGUCAUCAUAAUGGUGACCAAGUAGCUUUGGCUGACUCUUCUGUCAACAAUUUUAUUUCUCAUUCUUUUUAUUUUAUAGCCCCAAGACGAUACCCUUCACUCAGGAAUCACACAGAAAAGCCCAUUACUCAUGAUUGUGGUUCUUAAACUGAUGUGUUGAUUUUUGACUUGUUCCCUUUUGGAUUCCUGAAGACAUUUGGCGUUGUGGUGUUAAAAGACGGGACUUCAAACAGGAACAAGAAGUCCAAGACUUAAUGAAAUAAAUAGCCGUCCAUUUAAAAUGAGAUAUAUACUGUGUAAUGGAAUACAUGCUGUACCCUUUUUACAUUUUCUUUCAAAUCCAGUUCAGUCUCAGUUGUCAUAGGUAUGUGACUGAGAGGAACUGUGUGAGUUGGAUAAAAAUGCAAGUUUGUGUCCUUUAAAAAAAUAAAAAAUAAAAAGCAGAGGGACAAAUUGGACGUUGCAUGACCCCGAACACUGUAGCUGUUGAACAUGAACUAUUUUUUAAAUGAAUGCCAUGUUAUCUCAGCAGUGUUGCAGCUCUUUGAGUUGGCUCAGUUACUGAAAAAAUGCAAUAUGCAUGUUUGUCAUUUUUUCCAAGUUUUGUUUUAAACAAACUAUUAGCAUAGCUUCUUUUUUUUUGUUCUUAUGCAUUUACGUAGAUACACUAUUAUAGCCUGUUUGCCAAAUUUGAAACUGUAAUAAUGUGAUAAACUGAAUAUUUCAUGUGGAAUUGAACAUCUCUUUAUUUUUAAGGAAAACAAUUAAUUGGAUAUUCCAGGACCCUUGUGAAAGCAGUUGAAUGUAUAUCUUUGUACAAAAUUAUUUUAGUUCCAAGGAUAUGGUAGUUACAAUAGAUGUGAAAGAUAAGAUAACCUUUUUUUAUAAAUCUUUUGUAUUAGAACAUUAACAUUGAUAAUUUUGUAUAUAUGAGAAGCUAGGCUUUCUGAUUAGCAGAAAGGUCAAACAUUCCUACAUUUUUUUUAAAUGUACGUUUGUCAGAUUAUUACAUAAACAUGCGCAAUGUUAUGUGCCUUUUAUUUGGGUUGUCUAAAUAAAAGAAAACUAUCCAAUGUG
Mugil cephalus (flathead mullet) is the source of this 3636-nucleotide messenger RNA. It is a transcript of the gene vezf1a, whose product is annotated as vascular endothelial zinc finger 1a. Lineage: Eukaryota; Metazoa; Chordata; Actinopteri; Mugiliformes; Mugilidae. The transcript is spliced from 5 exons. Gene Ontology annotation, molecular function: RNA polymerase II cis-regulatory region sequence-specific DNA binding; DNA-binding transcription factor activity. Gene Ontology annotation, biological process: regulation of transcription by RNA polymerase II. The record is from RefSeq and is a predicted model, not a curated record. Bases 93 to 1478 code for a protein of 461 amino acids.